This is a messenger RNA of Didymodactylos carnosus, 707 nucleotides long. The record is from the annotation of a GenBank genome assembly. NCBI's taxonomy places the organism in Eukaryota, Metazoa, Rotifera, Eurotatoria, Philodinida, Philodinidae.
AUGGGUUGUUCGUGUACGGCAGCUUCCCAAUGUGCACAAGGACAUUGUCUUAAUAAUGCUUGUAAUAGCUUCAGUUGUUUUCUGGGUAGCACACAAAUAUUAAUGUGGGAUGGAACAACUAUAUCAAUUGAAAAUGCUCAAGUUGGUAUGGUAUUAGUCGGUUUGAAUAACGAAAACAACACUGUUUUGGCCGUUCGAAAAGAAACACUUGGCGAUCGACCGUUGUACGGUUUGAAUAGUGAAGAUGAAUUCAUUACACCAGAACAUCCGUUUAUUUCCGUCAAAAAUUUAUCCGUACAACUUGUUUUUGACCUUACUACAGCCAAUCAGGUACGCCCUGAUCUUAUUGAUCGUACUGAACAAAUUGAAAUUGGCAGUGAGUUAUAUCGAUGGAAUUCAACCACAAAUACACUUGAUAUUACGACAGUUCAAUCUAUAACAAAAACAUAUUCCUAUUCACGAAACACGACCCUCUAUCAGUUAAUCACGGAUUCACCUUCUGGCGUUAUGAGCAUUGUAGCUAAUGGUUAUUUAACUGCAACAGAGUGCAGUAAACUUGCAUUCGCACUUGCCGAUAAAGCUUAUCAAUCAAUUCUAAAUCAAGUGGGGUCACCAUUACCCCAGCCAACUACUCAGUAUCUAUCUGUUUGGCAUCAAAUUGCCGUUCCAAUCGUUGCACAAUUUCAAAAUGGACGAGUUCAUAGUGG